UCCAAGGCCUGCAGCGCCGUGGGCCGCCUUGCCCUUCUGCGCCUGCGCGCGGCGCCGAAGGGACGGGGCUGGACUCAGAAAUGGCGGCGUCCAUGGUCUACAGCCGGCUGUUGGCCGCCGCCACCAUUCGGAGCCACAGGCCUCGGACGGCGCUGCAGGCUGCUGCGCAGGUUCUGGGAAGUUCUGGAUUGUUUAAUAAUCAUGGACUCCAAGUACAGCAGCAGCAGCAAAGGAAUCUCUCACUACAUGAAUACAUGAGUAUGGAAUUGUUGCAAGAAGCUGGCGUCUCCGUUCCCAGAGGACAUGUGGCAAAGUCCCCAGACGAAGCUUAUGCAAUUGCCAAAAAAUUAGGUUCAAAAGACGUUGUGAUAAAGGCACAGGUUUUAGCUGGUGGUAGAGGAAAAGGAACAUUUGAAAGUGGCCUCAAAGGAGGAGUGAAGAUAGUUUUCUCUCCAGAAGAAGCAAAAGCUGUUUCCUCACAAAUGAUUGGGAAAAAGUUGUUUACCAAGCAAACAGGAGAAAAGGGCAGAAUAUGCAAUCAAGUUUUGGUGUGUGAGCGAAAAUAUCCCAGGAGAGAAUACUACUUUGCAAUAACAAUGGAAAGGUCAUUUCAAGUUGCACAGAAGAUGGGAUUUCCAACUAAUAUUGUGGAUUCUGCGGCAGAAAACAUGGUCAAGCUUUACAGCCUUUUUCUGAAAUAUGACGCAACCAUGAUAGAAAUAAAUCCGAUGGUAGAAGAUUCAGAUGGAGCUGUACUGUGUAUGGAUGCAAAGAUCAAUUUCGAUUCUAACUCAGCCUAUCGCCAGAAGAAAAUCUUUGACCUGCAGGACUGGACCCAGGAAGAUGAAAGGGACAAAGAUGCAGCGAAGGCAAAUCUCAACUACAUCGGCCUCGAUGGGAAUAUAGGCUGUCUAGUAAAUGGUGCUGGUUUGGCUAUGGCCACAAUGGAUAUAAUCAAACUUCACGGAGGGACUCCAGCCAAUUUUCUUGAUGUUGGUGGUGGUGCCACAGUCCAUCAAGUAACAGAAGCAUUUAAGCUUAUCACUUCAGAUAAAAAGGUAUUGGCUAUUCUGGUCAACAUUUUUGGUGGAAUCAUGCGAUGUGAUGUUAUUGCACAGGGUAUAGUCAUGGCAGUAAAAGAUUUGGAGAUUAAAAUACCUGUUGUGGUACGGUUACAGGGUACACGAGUUGAUGAUGCUAAGGCUCUCAUAGCAGACAGUGGUCUUAAAAUUCUUGCUUGUGAUGACUUGGAUGAAGCUGCUCGAAUGGUAAAUGAGCUAUGUUAA
Messenger RNA from Propithecus coquereli (Coquerel's sifaka), 1286 nucleotides. RefSeq names its product succinate-CoA ligase, ADP-forming, beta subunit (gene SUCLA2). NCBI's taxonomy places the organism in Eukaryota, Metazoa, Chordata, Mammalia, Primates, Indriidae. Gene Ontology annotation, cellular component: mitochondrion; succinate-CoA ligase complex. The record is from RefSeq and is a predicted model, not a curated record. The coding region runs from base 81 to 1286 and encodes 401 amino acids. Gene Ontology annotation, molecular function: metal ion binding; ATP binding; succinate-CoA ligase (ADP-forming) activity. Gene Ontology annotation, biological process: tricarboxylic acid cycle; succinyl-CoA metabolic process. The transcript has 9 exons.